CAACAAUUUGGCGUUGGAAGGCACUUGUCGUACCUUACUGUUUCAUAUUUCGUUGAGUUUAGAUUUGCUAUUUUACCGUUUUAUAACCUAUCCUAAAGUUCUUUUGUCCAACUUAUUUUACUGUGAAGUUUCUCUAUCAAAUUCUAAGGAAAGUAAAGUUGGUUUAUCUACAUUGCCGUUUUAUUGAAGAAUCAUCUUACGUGUAGACAAGAUGUUUAUUAUGCCAUCUACUCACCAACAAUACUUAAGGGAUAGAGGUUUGACAACUGAAAUUUAUGCAGCAAUGGACAGUGAUGACUAUGCUGAUGUGGUUAUGGCAGCUUUUCAAGCACUUGAAAAGAGUGGUGGCUUCCCACGCAUACCCAGAGUUUAUAAAUGUGAAACAAAAUCUAAUGAGUAUCGUGAUGUUGGCAACCUCGCAUUUAAAACGGGAAAUUACAAUGAAGCACUAGAAUGCUAUAAUCGAGCACUUAUGUAUGCCCCGAAUAACUCCAGGGCAAUGAAGCUUGCAUACAGCAAUAGAUCUGCUGUUUUUCUAAACAGGAAACAAUUUCAUGCUUGUAAAGUCGACAUAGAUCAUUGCUUUCAACUUGGUUGUCCAUCAGAUAUUAUUGAAAAAUUAAAGAAAAGAAUGGCAUCGGUUAAACUGUUAAGUGACAUAGAAGCACAAGCUAUGUUAGAAUUAAAAGGUAAAUUUGCUGAUAUUUUUAAGUUGGGAACUGAGCGAAAUCCUCAAAUACCUUGUGUUAGUGCCAAUGUCGAAGUUGUUAAGAAAGAUUCUUCUGUAAAGAUAGUUGCAGCAAAAGACAUUAAGGUUGGAACCCUUCUAGCAUUGGAACCGUCAUUUGUAAGUUGUAAUAAUGAAGAGAAUGUUGCUUUUUCUUGCCAUUACUGUCACAAGAUGUCAUUGAACCUUAUCCCAUGUGAUAGAUGCUGUUUUGUUAUGUUCUGUGAUGAGAAAUGUAAAAAGCUUUGCUUUAAAGAUUUUCAUAGCAUCGAAUGUCAAAUUAUGGAACUAAUUGAGAAACAUAUUUGUAGUCCAAUGGCAAAAUUGAUGGUCAAAGGUGCUAUUAAAAUUGUACAACUGUGUGAGUCCUGGGAAGAGAUAAAAACAAUUUCACAUUGCACAGGAUCAAAAAGAAUAAGCACUGCUUCAGUGCAGGAAAUGUUUGAUGGUGGAAAUAAGCUUUCUGUGCUUUGUUAUAAUGAUGAUAAGCUGUUUGUACAUGGAAGCAUGUAUGUGGCCAGUUUCUUCUGUGCAACAAUAAUUUAUUAUUUAGAAAAAGUGCCAGACUUUUUCCCUCGUUUAUUAGGAGAAAGGAAAACGGCGAGGGAAACUCUGGGACGGCUCCUAAUGUACUUUGCAUUGUAUGCUGAACCUACACAAGUUGUAUUAACCGUAAGCAACAGAAUUUCAUCAAUUACGUACAGCCAUCCGCAUAUAAAUCACGGAUGGUAUCCAUUCGUCGGAAAAUUGCGGCAAUCUUGCAAUCCUAAUGUCAUUGUUUCAAAUUUGAACAAAACUGCUGCAUUGAUAGCAUCACAACCUAUCGAAAAAGGAACGGAGUUGACUGUUUCUUACAUGGGUCAUUACCAUACACUAAAUAUUGAUGUACAUGCAAAAAAUUGCAUAUCAUUUGUAAAAACUGGAAAAGUUUGCAAUUGUGAAAUAUGCAAUGGCAAUUGGAAAUUGCAAACCAACAAGAGUGUGUUAACAGAAAAACAACGCAAAAUGUACAAUAAUAAGUUUCGGCCAAUAAUGAACAACGCGGACUUUACCAAAAUACAUGAAUAUCUUUCACAAUUGUCUGAAGUGAUGACUUGUUUAAAUAAUGUGCCUUUCUCUGAAGAAUAUAAAAAUGUUUUUACUAUGUUUCAUAAAUGCAUAUUAGCAUAUGAGGAAAGUAAAGGCAACCUAGUUAUAGAUUAGAUUAAAAAAUUUGUCUAUCCCAGAUUUUUUUUUUUCACAUCUCCAAAACUAAACCCCCCUUGAACCGCCGGAAAUUAAAAAAAACACCUCCUCGCUGCUCAUUGAUUCCAAUAAAAUAGAUAAUCAUACUAUUAAGUGAAUGUUUAGAUGGAUGUUUGUAUGAAGGUAUCUCC
Papilio machaon (common yellow swallowtail) is the source of this 2103-nucleotide messenger RNA. Its product is annotated as SET and MYND domain-containing protein 4. NCBI's taxonomy places the organism in Eukaryota, Metazoa, Arthropoda, Insecta, Lepidoptera, Papilionidae. Bases 212 to 1930 code for a protein of 572 amino acids. The record is from RefSeq and is a predicted model, not a curated record. The transcript is spliced from 3 exons. Gene Ontology annotation, molecular function: protein binding.